GCUUCUAGAUGUACCCAGGGGUGGAUUAAGAGCAAAUGGGACCUAGAUCAACUGAAACUGCCAGUUUUUUCCUAGAGAAAAGGGAGUCAGAAAUUUUUGCUGACCCUCUUGAGAAAACCUGGAAGUGACUCUCGAAUGUGGAUUAGUCUGCCUAUUCAGUCAUGGAGUGAUCUGCCACUGGCCUUAAGCAAAGGAGUGAGGGAGAACUAUGUUUACCCCUUGAAACCAGCUAGCCUGCUUCAACCACAGAAAACUGGUCUUCAGCUUGCCUGUUUGACAUUCGUAGAAAGGAGUCGUACUGGAAGCAACGAUUCACAACAUGACUGUGUCUGAAUAUAUUCAAAUAUCCUGUUGGCACUUUACAUUCCAGCAGAGAUGUGGUGCUGGAAAGGUGCUAUAGCUGAUGAAGCACGCUUCUGUUACAGAGCUCUUGUACAGCAAAAUGUUAAAAGUGGUUGACAACCCAAUUAGCACAUUCUGGACAGGACUUGUUGAUGAACCAGCUAAACUUGCCUUCCCCUAAUCCACACUUGCUAAACUACUGCUACUGCAUUCCAUCAUUCAUUUGCCUGUCAUAGAGAGAUGCAUCUGUUAGAAAAAUAACAUCCAUUGGGUAAAUUCUAGCCAGACAUCCAUCCUGCUUGCCUUCUGCCUCCUUCUCAUUCAGCCAUCUGAAACAUGCUGAUGAGGUGGUCACAAAGAAUUGGGAGAAAUUCAAAUCCUGUGUACCACAGAAGUCUGUAUAAUCAAAAGAGGAGCUCGUAAGCUGCUGUCUUCCUGCUGGCUAGUACAGUUAGGUGCCUGACAAAGCAGCCACAGUUGCAGACUGAUGUUCCUUUGCACUACUAACACGUAUCACUAAAUGACAGCAACCAACAGCAGUGGAACUCACUGUCCUGGACUUUCCAAAUCAUUUCUUUUAUGAGCUAUCCACAGCUUGACCCUGGAAACUUAUGCACUGGCCACAUUUCCUGAAAGAAGAGAGAUUACCAUCACCAGCCUUUACCACCAAAGCACCUCUUGUCCCUUCCUCACUUUUUAUCUUGUCUGUUUAGAUUGCCAGGACUAGUCUUUACUGUGUAAUUUGUAUAGGCCUAGCACCCUAGUUGACCCCAACCCGGACUUUGGAUCUCUGUGGACUACUCUGAGACCUCAAACUCAAGUUAUAGAUAGGCCAGUACUAUCACAGCUGAAAUUAACAUGAGUAUAUACAACAAAUCAAUUGUGUUGUUAAUAACAAUGCUCGUUGUGGAAGGGAUUGCUGUGGCACAGAAGACACAAGGUGGACAAAAUAUUGGAGGAAACCACAUUCCACCCACCCAAUGUGAUAACUGGGUUAGGACAAGUAAUGGAGGACAUUUUGCUUCCCCAAAUUAUCCUGACAUAUAUCCGCCAAACCAGGAGUGUAUCUACAUUUUAGAAGCUGCUCCACGCCAAAGAAUUGAGUUGACCUUUGAUGAACCUUAUUAUAUAGAACCCUCGUUUGAAUGUCGAUUUGAUCACCUGGAGGUUCGAGAUGGACCUUUUGGUUUCUCCCCCCUCAUCGAUCGAUAUUGUGGUCUGAAAAGUCCUGCACUAAUUAGAUCAACAGGGAGGUUUAUGUGGAUCAAGUUUACUUCAGAUGAGGAACUAGAAGGAAAGGGAUUUCAAGCAAAAUACUCCUUUAUUCCAGAUCCAGACUUCACUUACCUAGGAGGUAUUUUAAAUCCCAUUCCAGACUGCCAAUUCGAGCUCUCAGGAGCUGAUGGAAUAGUACGUUCCAGUCAAGUAGAACAAGAAGAAAAAACAAAACCUGGCCAAGCAGUUGACUGCAUAUGGACAAUUAAGGCCACUCCAAAUGCUAAGAUUUAUUUGAGAUUCCUGGAUUACCAAAUGGAGCAUUCAAAUGAGUGCAAGAGAAACUUUGUUGCAGUGUAUGAUGGAAGCAGUUCCAUUGAAAACCUGAAGGCAAAGUUUUGUAGCACAGUAGCCAAUGAUGUGAUGCUGCAGACUGGAACAGGAGUAGUACGGAUGUGGGCAGAUGAAGGUAGCCGACUGAGCAGAUUCAGAAUGCUUUUCACUUCAUUUGUGGACCCUCCCUGCCCAGGCAGUACUUACUUUUGCCAUAGCAACAUGUGCAUCAAUAAUUCUUUAGUCUGCAAUGGCAUUCAAAACUGUGCAUACCCUUGGGAUGAAAAUCACUGUAAAGAAAAGAAAAAAACUGGACUGUUUGAACAAAUCACCAAAACUCAUGGAACAGUCAUUGGCAUUACAUCAGGGAUAGUUCUGGUUCUUCUUCUUAUUUCAAUUCUGGUCCAAAUAAAGCAGCCCCGCAAAAAGGUUAUGGCUUGCAAAACUGCUUUCAAUAAAACUGGUUUCCAAGAAGUAUUUGACCCUCCACAUUACGAACUAUUUUCAUUAAGGGAUAAAGAGAUUUCUGCAGACUUGGCUGAUUUAUCAGAAGAACUUGAAAACUACCAGAAAAUGAGACGUUCCUCUACUGCCUCUAGAUGCAUCCAUGACCAUCACUGUGGCUCUCAAGCCUCCAGUAUAAAACAAAGCAGGACCAACCUCAGCUCCAUGGAACUGCCUUUUCGUAAUGAUUUUGCACAACCUCAGCCGAUGAAAACAUUUAACAGCACAUUCAAGAAGAGUAGUUAUACUUUCAAACAGGCCCACGAUUGCCCUGAGCAGGUCAUAGAGGACAGGGUGAUGGAAGAGAUUCCUUGUGAAAUAUAUGUCAGGGGACGAGAGGAUGCUGCACAAGGCUCGUUAUCUAUUGACUUUUAAUCUCCUACCGAAGACGAUAUUGGUGUAUAUAUGGGUGUGGGGGAGGGGUGUAUACACACACGUCAUAUAUAUAUGACAGUGUAUAUACAAAAAUAUGUACCAUAUGCAGUGUGUGUGGAUAUACACACUUUUAGCUUACUGUAUCCAACUCCAUUUUUUUACAAAACAAAGUCUUCAUAACCAGUGGUGGACUUCUUCCUACCUUCCCAAGCCAUCCAUCUAGUUGAGCAACAAAGCUGCAGGUUUUGCAUGGGAAUCAUCAGUUAAGGAUAUUAAUAAAAAUUACUAAUAACUGAUCACUGAAAACAAUGACUAGAAUCUUUUUCUCCCUCCCCGCUGUAUCAUUUUCCCUUCUUUAAAUAUUUAGUUUUCAAGUCAAAAUUAACACUUCAGUUACUUAAGUAAAGAAAAGUGGUUUAUGCAACACAUAUUUUGACAUAAAUGUCUUAAUGUAUUUGUCAAGUUGCAGCUAGAAUUACAGUGCUGAGUGCCAAUUAAGACUAAGUUAUGUUACAUCCAUCUGCUUCAUCCUGACUAACUUUUAUAUUGCCUUUAAUUACUAGUUCUUAGUCUCUGUAUUUGUGAAACAUGUGAAAUGGCUUAUUGCCUUUAAGAGUAAGAAUAUUUUGUUUUACUUAUAGAUUUGGGGGUUUUUUAGCCCAUUUGAGAAUAUGGCCUUUGCAGCUUGUGAAUAAACCUUAACCCAGUCCUAAAAUAUUUUUCAAAUUUUCAACAUUUAUUCUUAUAAAAUAGCUUCCUUUCAGGAAGGUCUGUGAUUUAGUAUACAGUGGGCCAGAUUCUGCAAUGUGUUAGUCAUACAGUUCCAUUGAGUUCACAGCUGUGUAACUAAAGCAGAAUUUUGGUUAUUGUUUUCCAAGUAGUUCUAGAAAUUGAUUGCAUUUUUGUGGUUCUGUACAUCUGCAUCCUACAGCAGUCCCAGUCCUGUUGUCCUUUUAUAUCCAAACUCCCCUGAUUAAUUCAGUUCUGGGUACUCUGGGUUCAUUCCCAAACUGCAUAGGGAGUAUAGGAGCAAGCCCACUAUUUGUUAAGUUUUGAGAUCUGUGAUGACUAAGGUGGGAGAAGCUGGUAGGGACAAGGAGAAAUCCCAGAGUAACUUCACUUAGCCUUUAAGACUUCUUAUUUAAGAGUUUCAUUUUUCUAGCACUUGUUUCCAUCUUGCAAAAUUGCACAUUUCAUACUUUUUUUUUAAUUGUGGGUUUGAUCUCAUUUUGGUCAUCUUUUUAUGGUAUGACACAAUUUAUAACAUAUGACUAUUCAUUGUGGGGGUUUUAGACUUUUAUAUCAUUUGAUACUGUACAGACUGUUUAUUAAAUCAAGAUUUAACACCUGUACAGCACAUUUAUUUCAGCAUCCAUAGUAGUGGCAUUGAACAAUGUGUGUGAAUGUACACUGUAAUUUGUAAAGAAUACUUCAUAUUAUUUCUACAUUAGCCCCUUUCACUCCCUAGUUUGUUUGAGUUUUUGUUUCGGUAUUUUGUUUUAGAGGGAAUAGUGUUCUUUCACUAAAUGUGACCUUGCAGCUCUCAAUCACCGGACACAACCUGUAUUAAAAAACAUACAUAAAAACAAA
Molecule: messenger RNA, 4359 nt
Organism: Alligator mississippiensis (American alligator)
Lineage: Eukaryota; Metazoa; Chordata; Crocodylia; Alligatoridae
Gene: NETO2
Product: neuropilin and tolloid like 2
Exons: 9
Coding region: 1201-2769 (522 amino acids)
Molecular function (GO): protein binding
Source: RefSeq, a predicted model, not a curated record